AUGGAGACAGAAGAGAAAGAGGAUGUGUCACAAAAACGCACAGCUGUUGUAAAGGCAGAGGCGGAGGAUGAUGUGACCUCCGGCCACACCUGCGGGGUGUGUGGUCGUAGCUUUCCUCUGCUCAGCUCUUUAUCCCAACACAUGAGAAGACACACCCGGGAGAAGCCGUACAAGUGUCCGUACUGUGAGCACAGGACGGCUCAGAAGGGCAGUCUGAAGGCCCACAUUCGAAGCCAUAAACUGGGUCUUUUCAACCAUCAAAUCGGUGACAAGGAGGGGGAUGGAGAACAAGGGCAGAAAGAUAACGCUGUCAUCAACACACCUGACAAAGGUCAUACUGUCAAUGGGAAGGUGAAGAAGAAAGGAGCCAAGAAAAAGGUUAAGGCUAAAGAUGUCAGUGGUGAUGGUGGGGCUGAUGCUGGACCCUUCACUUGCACCAUUUGUAGCCAGGUUUUCCCUCAGGUAUUACUCCUUAAAUCUCACAUGAAAAGGCACCGCAACGCCCAGGACCAUGGUUGCCGGAUUUGUGGACGUCGCUUCCGCCAAGCAUGGUUCCUCCAAAGUCACAUGCGUAUUCACCGGGUUAAAGCCCAGCUGCGGGGUGGCAAGAACAAUGAUCUGCCUGCCACCAUCAAUGGGAUUCCUCAGGACCCUGCAUCACUGACAAAUGAGGAGUGCCUCUAUGAGCUAUGUGCCGGCUGUGGUAACUUCUUCUAUGAUCGUAAGACCCUGCGAAUACACGAAAAGCUACAUAAACUGAACCAGAGCCGCAGUCUGAUACAAAACCCACCACAAGAAGACCUCAAGGCCUCUGAUUCUCACACUGCUAAGAGCCAGUUUUUGGAAAGCCUGAACCUCACUUGUGCUGGACCUAAGGAAACCCCUGAGGAAAAUAGCCUAGGUAGGCGAAUUCCAGAGCUGGAUCCUGUCUGUAGUUACCAGGCCUGGCAGUUAGCCACAAGGGGCCGUCUAGUGGAGGCCACAGAGAAAUGUUUGGGAUGGGAGGAGAGACUUGCGGAUGCUGAGGUGGCAUAUGACAUGGAGAAGGGUGAGUACGUACCCCUGAAACAAGAGAAGAAGAGAAAGCAAAUUGACACUUCCAGCUCCAACGUUAAGAAGAAGAAAGGCGAUAUUGGCUUUGAUCAGACAUCAAACAGCCUCGCUCAUACUAAAGGUGGCGACAAGAAGAUUAUCCAGAAGGACCGCAUUCUGUUGAACGGGCUGGGUCAUGCGUUCUAUGAGGCGCUACAGAGUAAGAAGGUCAAAGAUGUUAGCUUCUCACCUAAACAGACCAGCGCCAUCAGGAACCAAGACUAUGAGGAUAAAAAACCCUUCUUCUGUGAGCACUGUGAUUUCCACACUAUCGACGCCUCACUACUCAGGUCUCAUGUGCACAUGCAGCACCAGGACUUGCUGGGUCCUUACAGCAAACAGAGCACCAUUUUGGGCAACAUUAGCCAAAGUGGCUCUAAAGCCUCAAUAUACAUGGACUACCUCAGAAACAGGAGUGUUUUGCUUAGUCAGCCAUAUUGGAGUCCCUACGGAUGUCCGCCUGGACAGGGCUCAGCAGAGACAAACAUUAAAAAAGAAAAGUCAAAUGAUACGGAGGUCAAAGGGCAGGGACAUACACAGAGUGAUGCCAGCAGUCUUCUCAAUUUGUCUGCAUUACCUGCAAGUAAAGUAAAUGAAAAUGUAAAUUAUCCAGUUAAAACAGAAGGCCUGGUGAGACAUCAGUGUCCAUACUGCUCGCACACUACUAACUACCCAGAGGUGCUGUGGAUCCACCAGCGGGUGGCACACAAGGUGGAUAACAGCAGCUCCAUGGCACCCAAGUGGGCACCCUGUUUGAACAGCCUAAAGAGUGUAAAGGCAGGUUCUUCCCAGUGGAGACGCACAGGUCCUCCACCAUUCCUCGAAGGCAAGGACUGCCCAGCUUUACCUGCUCCAAGAACUCAGCGCACACAGCCACCAGGUCUCACAGCCCAUAGCAGCAGCAGUAGUAAGCACUCUGCCCAUAAGACCCAAUCAGGUGUCCCAAAGUCCAAGCAUCAGUCAAAGGACUCACGAUCUUCAGAUGGGACACAUUCUAGUGGUAGAGCGGGACUUCUACCUCAAAAGAAGUCUAGUGAACAGAACCGGGCAGCAGAAGGGGGAAGUAAAGGCUCCAGCGCCCAAGCUACUUCAUCAAGUAGUAUCGUUCAUAGCAAGAGUGUCUCCAGUUUCCAGCCUACCAGCAGCCCCAAACACAGAGGCCACAGAGCUGCAGUGGAGGGAAACUUCCCACAAGAGGGUUUGGGAUUUAUGUUGGCUCGAAAUCACGGCAGCACCUCAUCUAACGCAGCCGCAGAUAGACUCCAUCCCCGCAGGCAGUCAUGUGACUCCUCCUCAGGUCCAAAGGGUCCUGAUCUUUGGGCCGCCAUGAAUAUGUGGGGGCACAAAGCAUAUUUGGAACCACUCCUUUUUGCUCAGGGAAAGAGUGAGUCAACAGGCGAAAUGCCAAUGGACAUUGAUAUUUUGAGUCUCCUGAAAAACUACAGUCCCCAUGAAUUGGCUGCUCUCUACCAGCACUGGGGGUUUGUCGACCCCAGGCUCGAUCCACAAGCAAUGUUGCAAUUAAAUGGAAAUUUUGGAAAUGAAGUCCAUACCUCUUCUGAAGCUUCCAAACAGGUGAACAGCCGCUCCACUUCAUCCUCAGGGUCUCUACAUAAAGGAACGUGA
Messenger RNA from Scomber japonicus (chub mackerel), 2718 nucleotides. RefSeq names its product zinc finger protein 516-like. Gene Ontology annotation, molecular function: DNA-binding transcription factor activity, RNA polymerase II-specific; RNA polymerase II cis-regulatory region sequence-specific DNA binding. The transcript is spliced from 4 exons. NCBI's taxonomy places the organism in Eukaryota, Metazoa, Chordata, Actinopteri, Scombriformes, Scombridae. Gene Ontology annotation, biological process: regulation of DNA-templated transcription. The coding region runs from base 1 to 2718 and encodes 905 amino acids. Gene Ontology annotation, cellular component: nucleus. The record is from RefSeq and is a predicted model, not a curated record.